Molecule: messenger RNA, 885 nt
Organism: Ipomoea triloba (trilobed morning glory)
Lineage: Eukaryota; Viridiplantae; Streptophyta; Magnoliopsida; Solanales; Convolvulaceae
Product: 60S ribosomal protein L18-2
Exons: 4
Coding region: 79-642 (187 amino acids)
Biological process (GO): translation
Cellular component (GO): cytosolic large ribosomal subunit; ribosome
Molecular function (GO): RNA binding; structural constituent of ribosome
Source: RefSeq, a predicted model, not a curated record
UUCAGCGUCUUCCAUUUGUGACACCUAUAAAGCCCUAAUUCCUAGCGUCAUCUUCCGUCAGGAGCAGCUGCAGUAGCAAUGGGUAUAGAUUUGGUCGCCGGCGGCAAAAGUAAGCAGACCAAACGCACUUCUCCGAAGUCCGACGAUGUCUAUCUCAAGCUGCUCGUCAAGUUGUAUCGAUUUCUGGUGCGGAGAGCAGAGAGCAAGUUUAAUGCUGCGAUACUGAAGAGGCUAUUUAUGAGCAAAAUCAACAAGGCUCCACUGUCUCUCUCCAGGUUGAUUCAAUUCAUGCAAGGAAAGGAGGAUAAGAUUGCUGUUCUUGUUGGGACAGUGACUGAUGAUACUAGAGCUUAUGAAGUGCCCAAAAUGAAAGUGGUUGCACUGAGAUUCACUGAGACAGCAAGAGCUAGAAUUGAGAAAGCUGGGGGGGAGUGCUUGACUUUUGAUCAGCUUGCUCUCCAAGCUCCUCUUGGCCAGAACACGGUGCUUCUACGGGGCCCUAAAAACUCCCGUGAGGCAGUGAAGCACUUUGGCAGAGCUCCUGGAGUGCCACACAGCCAUACCAAGCCCUAUGUUAGGUCCAAGGGCAGAAAGUUUGAGAGAGCCAGGGGAAAGAGAAAUAGCAGAGGCUAUAAAAUUUAGGUAUUUUAAAUUGCUUAGUUCUUCAGCUGUAAGUGCUGAAAUUUAAAUUUUGUCAUCAUCCCAGGGAUAAUUAUUCUGUGUUAUGUGAGUGAUAGGUUUGGACAGUUUAGUCAUAAACCCAUAGUUCCUUUUCAAAUCAGACUGUCUUUGAAGUUUAUACAUGAUUUGAUACACCCUUUUAAAUUUUAUUUGUUACUGAGGUAUUAGGUUUUGAUGAAAUAUCUUACAUUUAAUUUUUGUGGA